Messenger RNA from Chaetomium fimeti, 1830 nucleotides. RefSeq lists its product as uncharacterized. Gene Ontology annotation, biological process: peptidyl-lysine monomethylation. The transcript has a single exon. The record is from RefSeq and is a predicted model, not a curated record. Lineage: Eukaryota; Fungi; Ascomycota; Sordariomycetes; Sordariales; Chaetomiaceae. Gene Ontology annotation, molecular function: protein-lysine N-methyltransferase activity. Bases 179 to 1636 code for a protein of 485 amino acids.
GCCAAGAAUCGGGCCGGUAUCGCCAAGCCGGGGACCUCUGCGGCAGUUGUCGUUACAGUGCCCCAACGCACAAUUAUCUGUGGUUGGCUAAUCCCUUUCAUCAGAACACCAAAUCUGCGCAUCGGGUGCGCGCCUCUUAUUCCCGACAAGCCUCCUUCCAAAUCAGUGCAAAUUGAAGAUGAAACCAUCCGAGCAAACCCGCUUCUACUCGCUCGUUGAAUGGUCCGAGAAACACGGCGGAAAACUGCAUCCGUCACUCGAGAUCUACAACGACGAGGUCACCAAAUAUUCCCUCCGCGUCAAACCAUCAGCCGGUGAGGCCCUGCAGCCGGGUUUCAGCGCCGUCACCUGCCCCGUAGCGACAACCCUUGGAUACCUGAACGCGCUCGUCGACGGCCCCAUCCUCGAUGCUACUAACUCCCAGUCAACGAAAUCGCAGAACGGGGCCUUCCCUCCCGGCUUCACGCAAUCCGUCCCGCCCCAUGUGCUCGGUCGCUUCUUUCUGAUCAAGGAGUACCUCAAGGGCAAGAACUCAUUCUGGUGGCCUUACCUCGCAACGCUACCCUCUCCAGACCAAAUCAGCGGCUGGCUUCUGCCGGCAUUCUGGCCCGACGAUGACAUCGCAUAUCUGGAAGGCACCAACGCCCAUGUCGCCAUCCAAGAGAUGCAGGCCAACGUCAAGAAGGAGUUUAAGGAAGCCCGGAAGCUCCUAAAAAACGAAGGCUUCCCAGAGGUUGCAGCCUACACCUCCUUGAUGUACAAAUGGGCCUUCGCCAUCUUCACCAGCCGCAGUUUCCGGCCCUCCCUCAUCCUCUCAGACACCGCAAAGCAGCACGUCUCCACCCUUCUCCCACAAGGCAUCCAGCUCGACGACUUCUCCAUGCUCCAGCCCCUGCUCGACAUCGCCAACCACUCCCCAACGGCCCACUACACGUGGGAAACCAGCUCCCCCGAAGCCACCUGCACGCUCGUGUGCGGGGACAGCUACCCGCCCGGCGCGCAGGUCUUCAACAACUACGGCCCCAAGACCAACAGCGAGCUGCUCCUCGGCUACGGCUUCAUCCUGCCCCCCACCGAGGCCCUGCACAACGACUACGUGCACGUGCGCCGGAGCGCCCGCCCGCGCCCGAGCACACAACCGCGCAGCAGGCACUGCUCGCCCGAGGAUGAUGCGGAUGAUGAGGAUGAUGAUGAGGACGGUCAUGAUGGCGAGCCCGAGGCCCCCGAGAGCUUCCUCAUCUCGCUGCGGCCCGUGCGCCACCGCAGCUCCGUCGUGUGCCGGCAGCGCCGCACCAUCCCGCGCGGCGGCACCGACCUGGCCGCGUCCCCGUGCUUUGCCCACUUCGAGCCCGCGCUGCUGGAUGACUUGGCCACGACGGUCGCCCCGGUUCAGACGGCCGAGUUAGUGGAGACGAUGAGGGGGUUGCUGGGGAGGAAGGUGCAGGAUGAUUAUGAGAGGUUGAUGCAGGUUGGGCUGGUGGCCGAUGACGAGGAGGAGGAGGCGGAGGAGGAGGAGAUGCAGGAGGGGAGGCUGCCGCCGGCCCGGACUGCAAAUCAGAGGCUUGCGGCGACGUAUCGGCGGCAGUAUGCCAACGUGCUGGAGGCGGCGUUAGCCUGCCUCGUUGGAGAGGGAUGAUCGGGGUGCGUCGCUUGUGGAAGACUUAUGAGGAGGAUUCCAGUCUACCCCGGCCUCCGAUUGGUUAUCCUUACUGUGUAGCUUUGGCCUUUGCACUUGGCUUGCGAAUCUUACCGAACCUGAAGACUGCUUGGUGAUUACAACACCGGGUUACCUAUCUGCUGGGAGAGAAUGCUCGCUGUUCCGUGCUACCC